Messenger RNA from Drosophila persimilis, 2017 nucleotides. RefSeq names its product zinc transporter ZIP1 (gene Zip89B). The transcript is spliced from 2 exons. Gene Ontology annotation, biological process: zinc ion transmembrane transport. The coding region runs from base 419 to 1933 and encodes 504 amino acids. Gene Ontology annotation, cellular component: plasma membrane. The record is from RefSeq and is a predicted model, not a curated record. Lineage: Eukaryota; Metazoa; Arthropoda; Insecta; Diptera; Drosophilidae. Gene Ontology annotation, molecular function: zinc ion transmembrane transporter activity.
AAACACCACACCACACCUGUGCGACUCGAAGAAAAGCAGUCCAACCAGCCAAUAAACCCCCUUUAAAGCAGUUUAUUCAAAUGCUGUGAAGGAAAAGUUUCCCAUUAACACGAAAAGUGAACACGAAAAAGUCAGUACUGCUGAAGCGGCAUGCAAUUGAAGAAGUUUAAAUCAGAGUCGAAGUGUAAACAACUAAAUGGUAAACCACAACCCAACCCAACAUUGACAUUCCGAGCACAGAACCGCCACCACAUGCUGCUGGGCACAUUUUAGCCAAGAGAAUUGAACGUCUAGAAGAGACCAGUCUGGACAAGAGCAGAGAGACGAGGGCAGAGCGUAGUGGGCUGCAGAGAGCGGAAAAGCCAAACAAAACGAAAUAUCCCAAACAAAACGAGGCAAUACAAAAGAAGCCGCGAAAAUGAAUCAAACGCAAGUGAAUAAUUUUCUGAAAUGCUUCCUGCAAAUUGAUGGCAGCAACAGCCACUGGACGGCGCGUCACGACGAGGAUGGGGAGGCUGAUCACGAUCACGAGCACGAGCACGACGAGGAGCACGAUCACGAGCACGACGAUGACACGAGUGGAGUGCUCAUAGCCAAGGUGACCGCGAUGGUGGUGCUGUGCUUUGCCAGCACCAUCUGCGGAUCCAUACCCUUCCUGCUCAAUCGCUGCUACCGCUGGACGGAGAACCAGACGAAUGCCCGAUCGGCGAUAGUGGUCAAGUGCCUCCUGUACUUUGGCGGAGGAGUCCUGCUGGCCACCACCUUCCUUCACCUGUUGCCAGAAGUCCAGGAGGUGGUGGAGGAACUUCAGGAGUGCGGCGUCAUCGGGGAGCUCACCUUCCCGCUGGCGGAGCUUCUCAUGUGCUGCGGCUUCUUCCUGAUGUACUUCAUCGAGGAGGCCAUGCACACGUAUGUGGACAGGCACCAGCAGGAUCCUGCCGGAGCGGCCUUCGAGCGGGGACACAGCAUCCGCAACAGCCAUCUGCUCAAGGCAAAUGAGCCCAGUGCUCCGCCAGCAAAUGGAGGCAGCAAUGCGACAUCCGAGAUGGGAACCCUCUCCGUGCAGAAUCUUCUGCAGAACGAUCUCGAGCAGCAGAAGUUUGGGGCCAAACAGCAGCAGGCCCUCCCCCAUGACAGCCACAUGCACCACCAUGGCCACAGCCAUGGCCACGGGCACGGACACAGCCACCUGCCUGUCGUAAUGGACGAUGCCUCCUCGGCGGACAUGCUGACAUCCUCCCUGCGCGGACUCUUCAUCGUCUCCGCCUUGUCCCUUCACGAACUCUUCGAGGGCAUGGCCAUUGGCCUGGAGAGCUCCGCCAGCUCCGUGUGGUUCAUGUUCGGAGCCGUGUCCGCCCACAAACUGGUGCUGGCCUUCUGUGUGGGCGUGGAGCUGAUUGUGGCCCGCACUCGCUUCACCCUCGCCAUCCUGUACGUGCUGACAUUCGCCGUUGUCAGUCCCCUGGGCAUUGGCAUUGGUAUCUUGAUCAGCAAUGGCCAGGGGACGGGUCCCAAUCUGGCGUCGGCCAUUCUGCAGGGUUUUGCCUGCGGCACCCUCAUCUAUGUGGUGUUCUUCGAGAUCCUGUCGAAGAACCGGUCCGGACUGCGCGCCUACCUGGCCCUAUUUGUGGGCUUCCUCGUCAUGUUCGGCCUCCAGCAGAUCAGCGCCAGUGGAGGACACGGCCACAGCCAUAGCCACAGCAGCUGCUCGGCCAGCACAGAUGAUCACCAAGAGACUGAGACCAGGUCGGGCUCGGGAGGUCACUCACAUGACCACGAGCACGACCAUGAUCACGCCCACGCCCACCUGCCCCCACAUCACAACCAUGCCGAGGAGCUGGCCGCUGUCCACAAUUACGAGCAGCAGCUGCAGGUCCUGCGGCAGGUGACCCAAAAACUUCUUGAAGGAGCACACCCCAAGAAGGACGUUUAGGGCAUAAGCUGCAUAGCAGUAUGUUUAUAUAUUUAUAAUUUUUGUAUAUUUAUGUAGAAAAUAAAGAGUACAUAAGUAAAAAUA